Ochotona princeps (American pika) is the source of this 516-nucleotide messenger RNA. RefSeq names its product testis expressed 48 (gene TEX48). Lineage: Eukaryota; Metazoa; Chordata; Mammalia; Lagomorpha; Ochotonidae. The transcript has 5 exons. The coding region runs from base 183 to 482 and encodes 99 amino acids. The record is from RefSeq and is a predicted model, not a curated record.
CCCCUGUCCCCAACAUUCCCCAGUUCUCCAGCUCUGUGACAUCACAGAUGGUAUCCUGCCUACUCUGCCAGCUGCAGGAAACAACCGUGCUGGGUGAACUGGACUCACAUUCAAGGGUUGACUGAUUCAACACAGUUCCCCUGCAGACAAAGCUGGAAGAGUAGAAACAUCAACUCCUGUCCAUGGCUUCCAAGAAAACCCUGGCCUUGAAGAUGUGCUGUUUAUGCUGCCAGGACUGUCAGGAGCCCCAGGCCAUGGAUGACUCCAGGGUUCCCAGUCAAACUCAAGCACGUCAGCCACACACCAGCAAUGUACAGCUUCCGAAGGAUGAGCUGGUCCGUCCAGAAAAUACUUCUUCCAGCAGCAGUGAGUUUGAGGAUGUCAAUGAAUAUGCUCCCCAAAGAGGUUUUUACAAGAGAAACCUAAACCGCUACUCACAGGAGCGCUGGCCGUUCCAGCCAUGCCUCAUCGGGAGACCCUGACCAUUCUAGUGGGCAGUCUGCAUGCAGGACCCUG